AUGAUGGGAGAUCCACAGCAAAUGCGUCAAGUGUUUGGCAUUGCUAAGAACUUUCUAACCCCAGUUCUCGAUCGAGAGGAAAUACAGAAGACCCAAGGUAAAUCUUUACUUCAGAUCCUCAGUCAGUCUUCGGGACAUGACGAGGGUGUUGGUGAUGAUGCCGCAAGACCAAUUGUGAUCAAUGAAGCUUUGGAUAUCUUGACCAGUGUCCACAAGUCCUUUGUUUCACCUGGGGACCAAUAUGGGUCCCUUCAAUCGUGUGAGGAGGUUGAAGACUCACUGUCAGAAGAUGCCAAGCGCCGUCGGAUGCUACAUGCAUUACUAGACCUGAUUUCCUUGGAGGGAAUAUAUCCUUCACUAUCAUCUGGCGUUGGGAUCCCCCUGCAGCAGCGGGUAAUCUCAGUGUUGCCAGCUGGUGUUAUUGCAAAGCAGGCUCAAACAUUUACUAGCAGUGUGCCGCACAAUGAGCCCCUUUUGCGCCGCAUAAUCGAUGUUCUAGUCGACAUUCUCUUCGACCCGAGACCAAGCCUGCAGACGAUCAUUCGUGGUCGUAUAUUGAGCGACAUAAUCAGUGGCACGUCUGAUCUGGCUUUCAAUCCAAAUACUACGGAAUCGUCCAACCGGAACGCAUAUCGGAAAAAGCUAGCAAAGAUAAUUAAUGAUACCCCAACCACCGUCUUGCUACCUACACUGUCUGCAUUCCUCCAGUCGGAUACUGCACCAUGGUUCAAGUCAACCAUCUCCGGCCAGAUAUCGCAAGUUCCGCUACGACCCGGCGGAGUGGUGCAAACCAUCAUGUUCAUUGCAUCGCAGUUUUCCCCAUCACUAGGUCAGGAGGCUCAGGACCAAUCAAAUGGCCCUCGUUUAACUGUCCAGGCUAUCAUGCAAAUCUCACGACUCCUUUCUUCUGUGCCAUCUGAUAUUGACCCAACUGUCUAUUUUGAAACAAUUGCCCCGCAAUUGCUCGCAUUAAUAGACGGCGACGAUCCAGAUCUGAGGAAAACUGCAUCAUACGUCAUCGGUAACGGAAUUUUGGGGAAACGUGCUUAUGGUGCUCCUGGUACUGUUGGCCACUCCAUCUUUGUGGAGCCGAUAUUCAAUGCACUUGCCGCGAAUCUCGAUGAUAAAUCGAGGCGAUGGAUCAGUCGGUUCACCGAUAUCGAAGGCUCUAUGCCACCCAUCACGGAAGCAGAUCCCGCAUCCAAUAUCUUGGUGGGUGGUGUCACGGUGGAUCUAGCUCUCAACAGGCUCAGGUGUCUCACAUUGCAACAUCCAAACCCAGGCCUCGUGAAACGAAUCGUGUAUCCGAUUCUUCUUCCCCUGUGGGGCUUAGUCUGUUUCUCCCAAGAGGAAGAUCUCACCUCAUUCCAUGAAAGGGUCUUGCCCCUGCUUCAGACGUAUUUUGGUAUCUCUGUUGGGGUCCAACCCCUGAAAAAGCUGAUCGAUAAUCUUCUUUGGGAUGGGGGAGUGACGUGGACAUAUAAGAAAGAUGCCGACGCUGGAAUUGCGUUGCAGAAGCGGAAUGAGAAAAAGAACGAGCAUUCAAAUCUCAUGCGACUGAUCGAUUCCCUUCAAGCUCGAGCAGAACUUUUCGUCAGCCUCAUUGGCUCAGAUCCUAGUAGUGAAGAGCGGACAGGCGAUAUCUUCCUCUAUGUCAGUCAGAACUGGCUAGUGCAGCCCCAGGCUUCUCCACUUCCUCGCAACACACUGAAUGGAGGUCCCGUUGGCGAAAGUGACAACAUAAUCCAGAAACUUGUUAGCGCCAAGGUUGCAGAGAAGCUGCUUGAGAACUUCAAAGAAGCACUGACUCGACGCCCGCUUCGAGUUUUAGAGCUCAUCAAGCAAGUCAUUGAUGGGGAACUACAUAGACUUAGCGCCCAACAAACAGCGGUGCGAAGCAAAUUAAAAAGUACGGUGUCCCUGUCAUCUUUAGCUAAUAUCGUGGAAACGGAGAGCAAAGAUGGGGAGCAAUUAGACAACGACUCCUUCGAGUCCGUCUCAACAGCCUUCAGUUUGAUGUCUACACUCCUUGCAUCCGCCGAUUUCUCCCCCACUGCUGAAAUUAUGCCCCUCCUUGAAUCUCUUAAAAAGGACAUCGAUCAACUCAUUCCCUUGCUCCCUUCUACCCUCUCUAAGCCAGCAACAACCUCGUCUAUGCUGCUAGAGAUUCACCUCGCCGGUGCAGACGAAACCACAGUCAAGGCAGUACCAGCUCAUGUUCAGGACCUUGACACGCAUCGUCAAGCACUUGCGAAUCUCAACUCAGAUUUACCACCCGUGCAGGCCGAGGGUCUAUCGCUGAUCUCGAAACUGAUCAUGAGCUCCUCGCCCGUUCUUGAUGUAGGGUCAACCCUCACCCUUCUGCUCUCACUCAUCACCGACACAUCUAAAGCCGGUGCCAAUGAGGAGUACACAUAUCUUGGUGCGAUCAAGCUAGUUGGUACUCUAGCCUCACGUCAUCCACGCACCGUGAUCAAAACCUUGGUUGAGGAGUACGCAGACAGAAGCGAACGACGGUCAUUAGACGAAAGACUUAGGAUUGGUGAAUCUCUUCUUCGAACGGUGCAGGAAUUGGGAGACGCAUUGACCGGCGAGACGGCCAAAAUUCUUGGUGAGACCAUCAUUGCCGUCGCCGGACGGCGUGGCAACAAGCAACAAGCACAACAAGCCCGUAGGAAGCAGCUUGCCAAGGAGAAGCGGGAACAGGAACGCGCUCAGCGCAAGGAAAAAGAACCAGCCAUGCCUGAAGGCUGGUCUAUUUCAUCUGGAGUAGCCAAAGCUGCCUCCGAACUCGACCUCACAGAGCUCCAUUCGGACGACGAAUCUCCAGAGCAAUCAGCUUACGCCACAAACGUCGUCGCUGCGUGGGCUGCCGGUGCAUCUGCAGACGAUGCCCCUGAUGACCUUCGCGUCCGCGCAUCGGCCAUUUCCAUUCUUGGAUCAGCCAUUCACGUCAACAUCCUCGGUCUUGGCCCCGUCAUUCUUUCCUCCGCUGUCGAACUCGCGCUUGCUACCCUAACUCUCGAGAGGGAACCGGAGAGUGCCAUCCUCCGCCGAGCGAGUAUCAUCUUGAUCUUAGACAUUCUCAAAGCUCUCGAGGCAGCGCGGGAGACGCGCCGAAAUCAGGAUAUCGGGUUCGGCUUUUCGCUUCUAGAUGAUUCGUCUUCUACUUUUACAGCCCCGUACGGUUCCAGCAUACAGGGGCAGUCGACCAUUGGCAAUAUCCCUGCUAUGCUACGCACACUUCGGUUCGUCGAGGGUUCCGAGGAGGACGGGCUCGCUCGUGGAAAUCUGCGCGCUUUAAUCGAGAGUUUGGAGGCUUGGUCAGAGAAGACUUUGAUGUGGGGCAUUGGUGCCCAGGAUGAUCAGGAUGCCUUCAGUCCACAAUUUGGACUGAGAGAUAGGAUCGCCGGUCUGCAGGUUGAUCCCAUGGCAGGGGAAAUCACUGGACGUCCGCGCAUCGAGGAGAUUGAAUGA
Molecule: messenger RNA, 3477 nt
Organism: Penicillium vulpinum
Lineage: Eukaryota; Fungi; Ascomycota; Eurotiomycetes; Eurotiales; Aspergillaceae
Product: RTP1/Tango6 family protein
Exons: 3
Coding region: 1-3477 (1158 amino acids)
Biological process (GO): protein secretion
Source: RefSeq, a predicted model, not a curated record